CUGCUCUCAAGUCCUUGAUUUCUCUCUCUCUCUCUCAAAAAAAAAAAAGAAAAAAGAAAACUCCUAAAACCAAUAAAAAGUGUCAUUUUCUAGCUUUCUAACUCAACUGAGCAGCUCCAGUAAUCAGACGAAAGGGACACUUGCGGGGGCUGAGUUAGAGUUGGGGAAAGCUUUGAAAUUUGGAGAUCUGGUGAAGAAGAUAUCUAGGGUUUAGCUUGGGGGAGUUUGGAUUUUUUUUAAAUGUGAACAGAAGCUAGGAGCAAGAAGCAUGAUCUGAGCUUCAUGAGGCCCUGCUGAGUAAGGGUAGUUAGCUUUUUUGGAUGUUGAUUUUAACUUAAGUUGAGAAGCUUCUGGUGGAGAAAGGGGGGGUGGGGGGUGGGUUUUUCUCUUCUUUUUCUUUUAGCUAUGGCUUUUGUAGGAAACCUGAAUGUGCUUCUAUAAGAGGGGUACUUGUAAUUGCUAUUUCAACCACUACUUCUUUUUUUUGUUUGGUUUUCUAUUGAGAAAAAAUACCCUCUUUUUUUUUUUUGAGAUUUGAAGAAUGAGACUCUCUUCAUCAGGGUUUAAUCAGCAAACUCAGGAAGAUUUUUGUACAGGGGAGAAGAAAUGUUUGAAUUCUGAACUUUGGCAUGCAUGUGCGGGUCCUCUGGUGUCCCUGCCGCCUGUUGGAAGCCGGGUUGUUUACUUUCCCCAAGGUCACAGUGAACAGGUUGCUGCUUCGACCAACAAGGAAGUAGAUGCUCACAUACCAAACUAUCCGAGCUUACCCCCACAGCUUCUCUGUCAGCUUCACAAUGUUACUAUGCAUGCAGAUGUAGAAACAGAUGAAGUGUAUGCUCAAAUGACCUUGCAGCCACUGAGUCCGCAAGAGCAAAAGGACGUGUACCUACUGCCUGCAGAACUGGGUAAUCCCAGCAAACAGCCAACCAACUAUUUUUGUAAAACACUGACAGCAAGUGACACAAGCACUCAUGGAGGAUUUUCUGUUCCUCGCCGCGCCGCUGAAAAAGUCUUUCCUCCUCUUGAUUUCUCCCAGCAGCCUCCAGCUCAAGAGUUGAUUGCGAGGGAUCUUCAUGACAAUGAGUGGAAAUUUAGACAUAUCUUUCGAGGCCAGCCAAAGAGGCAUCUUCUUACAACUGGAUGGAGUGUUUUUGUUAGCGCAAAGAGACUUGUUGCUGGUGAUUCAGUCCUUUUUAUUUGGAAUGAAAAGAAUCAAUUGUUGUUGGGUAUCCGGAGAGCAAGUCGCCCUCAGACUGUUAUGCCAUCUUCUGUUUUAUCAAGUGAUAGCAUGCACAUUGGUCUUCUUGCUGCAGCAGCUCAUGCGGCUGCAACAAAUAGCCGUUUUACUAUAUUUUAUAACCCAAGGGCUAGUCCUUCAGAGUUUGUCAUUCCUCUUGCCAAAUAUGUUAAAGCUGUCUACCACACUCGGGUUUCUGUUGGCAUGCGGUUUCGAAUGCUGUUUGAGACAGAAGAGUCAAGUGUCCGCCGAUAUAUGGGUACAAUAACUGGCAUUAGUGACUUAGAUCCUGUUCGCUGGCCAAAUUCACAUUGGCGCUCUGUUAAGGUUGGCUGGGAUGAAUCCACUGCAGGGGAGAGGCAGCCAAGAGUGUCCUUGUGGGAAAUUGAACCAUUAACAACCUUCCCUAUGUAUCCAUCAGCCUUCCCCUUGCGACUGAAGCGACCAUGGCCAUCUGCACUACCCUCCUUCCAUGCUUUCAAAGAUGGUGAUAUGAGCAUCAAUUCCCAAUUGAUGUGGCUCCAAGGUGGGGUUGGAGAUCAAGGAAUUCAGUCUUUAAACUUCCAAGGAUUUGGAGUUGCACCCUGGAUACAGCCAAGGCAUGAUACUUCUUCACUACCGGGUGUACAACCUUAUCUUUACCAAGCAAUGGGAGCUGCAGCAUUUCAGGACAUGAGGACAGUUGAUUCAUCCAAAAUAGGUUCUCAGUCUCUCUUGCAAUUCCAGCAACCCCAGAACACAUCCAAUGGGACUCCUGCUCUUAUUCAGAGGCAGAUGUUACAGCAGUCACAAACACAAAAUGCCUUCCUUCAGAGUUUCCAGGAGAAUCAGACCGCUGCACAAGUUCAGCUUCUGCAGCAGCUGCAGCGUCCCCAUUUGUACAAUGAUCAGCGACAACAGCAACAGCAGCAGCAUCAGCAUCAGCCGCAACAUCACCAACAGCAACAGUCUCAACAAACACAGCAACUGCCGCAGUUGUCUGUUCCACAGCAGAUUUCUAAUGUGGUAUCUGCUUUUCCUUCUACAUCAGCCAGCCAGGCCCAGUCCUCAUCUUUGCCAGUUGUUGCUUCACAAUGCCAGCAGCAGACGUUUCCGGACUCCAUUGGCAAUUCUAUAGCCACAUCUGAUGUUUCUUCUAUGCAAAGCAUCUUAGGUUCAUUAUCCCAGAAUGGAGCUUCCCAUUUACUCAAUUUGAAUGGUUCAAACCCUGUUAUCUCUUCUUCUACUUUGUUGUCCAAGCCAGUAGCUGUUGAACCGCAGCUUUCAUCUGGAGCAGCUAACUGUGUACUGCCCCAGGUUGAACAGUUGGGAACUGCACGGUCAAAUGUAUCUGAACUUUCUAACUUAUUACCUCCGUUUCCUGGAAGGGAGUAUUCUGCUUACCAUGGUUCAACUGAUCCACAAAACAAUCUUCUGUUUGGGGUUAGCAUUGAUUCCUCAUCUCUUAUGCUGCAGCAUGGGAUGACAAACCUGAAAAAUAUUGGGAAUGAAAAUGAUUCAUUGUCUCUGCCAUAUGCUGCUUCAAAUUUCACUAGUGCUUCGGGCACAGAUUUUCCACUUAAUUCAGACAUGACUACCUCAAGUUGUGUGGAUGAAUCAGGUUACUUGCAGUCUUCUGAAAAUGUGGACCAAGUAAACCCUACAACCGGAACCUUUGUGAAGGUUCACAAGUCGGGGUCUUUUGGGCGCUCAUUGGAUAUUUCCAAGUUCAGCAGCUAUGAUGAGCUGCGCUGUGAGCUCGCUCGAAUGUUUGGCCUUGAAGGCCAAUUAGAGGACCCUCAGAGAUCAGGCUGGCAGCUUGUAUUUGUUGACAGGGAGAAUGAUAUUCUUCUCCUUGGUGAUGACCCUUGGCAGGAAUUUGUGAACAAUGUAUGGUAUAUCAAGAUACUAUCUCCACAUGAAGUGCAACAAAUGGGGAAAGAAGGCCUGACUCCUGCCACUUCUGUCCCAAGCCAAAGGCUUACCCAUAGCAGCAACCACUGUGAUGACUACAUGAGCAGACAGGACUUGAGGAGUUCUGGUAAUGGACUUGCCUCUAUGGGGUCUCUUGAAUACUAAAGGAAAAUGCUCCUGAAGUUGGGGAAUUGAAAUGGAAGUUGCACUGAUGAAUGUUGUAGCUGUUUUAUGGCACUGUUUAUGUACGCAUGGAUUGUUAGAAUUCUUUGGAACUUUUACCUUUUUUUUUUUUUGUUUGUGGUAAUUGAAAUGUAUCGCCUGGUUAAGUUGAUAUUAAAGCUUGUGUGUCGGAAUACUGCUGUAAAUUAUAAUAGGAAAUAUUUCUAACUCUUACGUUAUAGUCCUUUAGAGCACAAGGAUCUAUUAGGAUAAUCCCAUUACGUUAUCAGCAAUUUGUUGGCUGCCCUGUAAUUUAUAUCAUCUACUGUUUUUAAAACGUUAGUUCAUAAAUGAACGACUUAUCUGAACGUAGACUUAUCUA
Messenger RNA from Theobroma cacao (cacao), 3674 nucleotides. Its product is annotated as auxin response factor 6-like. Gene Ontology annotation, cellular component: nucleus. The record is from RefSeq and is a predicted model, not a curated record. Gene Ontology annotation, biological process: regulation of DNA-templated transcription; response to hormone. Gene Ontology annotation, molecular function: DNA binding. NCBI's taxonomy places the organism in Eukaryota, Viridiplantae, Streptophyta, Magnoliopsida, Malvales, Malvaceae.